Molecule: messenger RNA, 1434 nt
Organism: Drosophila grimshawi
Lineage: Eukaryota; Metazoa; Arthropoda; Insecta; Diptera; Drosophilidae
Product: homeotic protein ultrabithorax
Exons: 4
Coding region: 145-1320 (391 amino acids)
Biological process (GO): anterior/posterior pattern specification; negative regulation of transcription by RNA polymerase II
Cellular component (GO): nucleus
Molecular function (GO): DNA-binding transcription factor activity, RNA polymerase II-specific; RNA polymerase II cis-regulatory region sequence-specific DNA binding
Source: RefSeq, a predicted model, not a curated record
CAUAUUUUUAGUGCAAUCGAGCACAACUGAGAAUCACAAUUUGUAUACGAGUGCCGAGUGCCGCGUGCAGUUACUUUUAGUAGCUGCUGUAGCUGCCAGUUAGCCGCCAAAAUUCUCACCGCCAGCAGCAGCAGCAGUCACAACAUGAACUCCUACUUCGAACAGGCCUCCGGCUUCUACGGCCAUCCCCACCAGGCGACGGGCAUGUCCAUGGGCACGGGCGGUCAUCACGAUCAGACGACGGCCAGCGCGGCGGCGGCAGCUUACAGAGGCUUCCCCCUGUCGCUGGGCAUGUCACCGUAUGCCAACCACCAUCUGCAGCGCACCACACAGGACUCGCCGUACGAUGCGAGCAUCACGGCUGCCUGCAACAAGAUCUACGGCGAUGCGGGCAGCGCCUACAAGCAAGACUGCCUCAACAUAAAGGCGGACGCAGUCAAUGGCUACAAGGACAUCUGGAAUACGGGCGGUGCCAAUGGCGGAGGUGGCGGCGGUGGUGGUGCCACUGCUGGCAACACCUCCAAUGGCUCCCAAGCGCCCAACGCUGCCAACGGACAGAACAAUGCCGGCGGCGGCGGCGGAGGCGGUGGCAUGCCCGUUCGCCCAUCCGCCUGCACGCCGGACUCCCGCGUCGGCGGCUACUUGGACACAUCGGGCGGCAGCCCCGUCAGCCAUCGCGGCGGAGGCAGCGCUGGUGGCGGCAACGGCAGCGCCGGCGGCGUACCACAGAAUACCGCCAGUGGCGUGGGCGGCGGUGGUGUGGGCGCGGCCACAGCCUGGAAUGCCAACUGCACCAUCUCGGGCGCUGCGGCGGCCCAAACGGCAGCCGCCAGCAGUUUACACCAGGCCAGCAAUCACACCUUCUACCCCUGGAUGGCAAUCGCAGGUGAGUCCACGGCAGAUCCAACCAAAAGUAAGAUAAGAUCUGAUUUAACACAAUACGGCGGCAUAUCAACAGACAUGGGUAAGAGAUACUCAGAAUCUCUUGCGGGAUCACUUCUACCAGACUGGCUAGGCACAAAUGGGCUGAGGAGACGCGGCCGACAGACUUACACCCGCUACCAGACGCUCGAGCUGGAGAAGGAGUUCCACACGAAUCACUAUCUGACCCGCAGACGGAGAAUUGAGAUGGCGCACGCGCUGUGUUUGACAGAGCGACAGAUUAAGAUCUGGUUCCAGAACCGGCGGAUGAAGUUGAAAAAGGAGAUUCAGGCGAUCAAGGAGCUCAACGAGCAGGAGAAACAGGCGCAGGCGCAAAAGGCGGCGGCGGCAGCAGCUGCGGCGGCGGCGGUCCAAGGCGGGCAUUUAGAUCAGAAUUAGGUUGAAUUAUAUAACUGUACUGUGCUGCGUGCAGAGCAGAGCAAGAAAAUUGUAACAAAUAAAGUAAACCAUUUACUUAACUUAAAUGAAUAAUUGAAUAAUUGAUUAAUUGAU